GUAGUGCCAUCGACGAAAUUAUGAGCGUGCGACAAAUUCAGGAUCGAAUCAACAGCUGCAUUAUCAACAGGGAGAGCGGAAACAAGUCCUUCACUGUGACAUUAUUUGCAUUCAUCAGUGAGCUGGACUUGGAUGGACUCACGCGGACUCUAAUGAUUAAAUGCGGACGUUGCAAAAUGAUUAUCAGAGGAUUGAAAUGCGAAAAUGCCGGAUGUCUUCUCGUCUUCGAGAGCACGCACGUUGAACCAGACGUAACUUUUGACAUCACAGUGGGACUUUCUGAUCACACUGGCACCCUGCCCAGGUGUAAACUGAGUGGGCAUACGGCCGAACUUGCCUUGGGUUGCUUGGCAAGAGAUUUUUCUAUCAAGACCGAUGAAGAGAAAUGCGUUUUGAAGUGGAAAUAUUUGUUGGAACAGUGCAAACUGCGGAUAGCUAUCAUUUUCGCCAUCAGCCAAUCCCCAAUCAUUUCUAUUCUUCACAUCGAAAAAUGUAAUCCUAUGGAAGUAGCGAGAAAAUUGCCGGUUUACUAAGGCCUCCCGUUGUGGCUUGAAUGCAAGGGCAAUAUUCUGUGGAAUUAUAAUAAUGGGUUUCAGUUGUCACCAGGCCAAUAUUCGUUACAUAUAUUGAUAAUUGCAGUUUACAAUAAAAUCAUCAAUUUGC
This is a messenger RNA of Dendroctonus ponderosae (mountain pine beetle), 663 nucleotides long. Its product is annotated as protein hold'em-like. NCBI's taxonomy places the organism in Eukaryota, Metazoa, Arthropoda, Insecta, Coleoptera, Curculionidae. Gene Ontology annotation, molecular function: single-stranded DNA 3'-5' DNA exonuclease activity; single-stranded DNA binding. Gene Ontology annotation, biological process: resolution of meiotic recombination intermediates. The record is from RefSeq and is a predicted model, not a curated record.